This is a messenger RNA of Periconia digitata, 4563 nucleotides long. Lineage: Eukaryota; Fungi; Ascomycota; Dothideomycetes; Pleosporales; Periconiaceae. The record is from the annotation of a GenBank genome assembly.
AAUUUCGCUUCCAACUUUUUCCUUGCGUUCUUGCCAAAGAUGGGGAUCAAGAUGCCGGGCACCAAGCUGCCCGCACCUUCUUCCGCAUCUUCACCGUCGCAAACCCUUCCACCGCCCACGCGUCCUCGAUUACAGGCCAUCAAUCAAGGGUCAGGGGACCUCAGUGAACAGAUCGGCCAGGCAGCGCACAUAAUCGGCCUCCCCACCGACUGGGAAGCGCUUCGCGGAUAUGCUCGUGCGACGGCAAUCCACCGCCUGGUCCCCGCCCGCGCAGAUUGGGUUCUCAAAUGGAUCCUCGAAAAGAUGAAAGAUGCCGCUGCUCGUGCGAACCCCAGCGCAUGGGUUCUUUUGGAUUGGAUGAUCCAAGUCCUGCCCAUCUCCCGUUGCGCCCCUCACUUGCUGGACUCUUCCUUCGUUACAAUCCUCGAGCAAACUCUGCAAGAAACGUUCGGCACCGAUGCGCUCGCACAGCCUUCGGUCACAUCGUCGCGCACGUCGUCUCGAGAUUCGAGCGAAACCAGCUUCCAGGAUUCUUCCUCUACAGGUCGCAAGCGGAAGCGCGGUGCUGUGGGCGUCGACUCACCGUCUAAACGGGCUUCCCUUGAAUCAGACCUUCCAAUGAAGCUCUUCGAUGCCGUCAAAACCGUCAUGCAUUCCGUUAUAAAAAAAUCAGAGGAUGCCGACUUGGGUGAGAGAUCAGUUCAGGGCGAGCUCAUGAAGAUAGUACUGCAGGCGGACAGCUCGCAGGCCGCUCGUGUUCUGAAGAGUUGGCUGAUCGCCGCCAACCGGCUUCUCGUUUCUGACACCGGAGAGUCGACGACGACCGGAGUCGACUUGAUUCCUAUCCUUGAAUUGUGGGAUUCUCGGGCCGUGGAUACACAGGCACAACCAGGAGCCUCUACCGAAGACUUCGCCGCUGAGUGUCUAAUACCAACCCUGGUUCUUUUGCAGGCGCUGCAAACGAAAAGCCACCGUUCAGACGCGAGUACCACCGUUCUCCGAUUCUCUCGGGAGGCCAUAAUUUCUCUAGAAAGGCUACUUGUACGCCAUGUAAUUGCACCUGCUCGAUCGGCUUUCCUAGGCAGUGAUAGUCCCAAAAACACCGAGAAGAACCCGCUCUCAAACAAUCUGGGAUCAUUGCGGGCAGCCCUUCUCCAGGCGGCGCAGAUGGAGGACAAUGGUGAUGUGAUCCCCACGGCGUUGUCAUCUCUGUUCACGUCGGCGCCUCAUCUACUUGAUUUGACCAUCCGCUCUUCACCAGCGCGAUCUUUGAAAAGCAAAGUAUCGGAACGGCCGUGGGUACAGGCUGCCUUCGUUGCACUAGCGGAAUGCAUCGGAUGCGUGUUCGAGGCGCCCAAAUUUGCGACGCCACAGGCCUCCAUCGAUGCUGUCAAAGACUGCCUCCGAGUUCUCGUAUCCCAGGACUUUGGUCUCGAUUCGGACAUCCUAAAGGAUCUUUUCUGGUUUCACUCUGGGUUUGAGUUUCCCAAGGGACAGACCACGUCAGCUCAAUGGCAACUCCUAGAAUCAAUAGUCGCCUUGGACGCUGAUAUCUUUCUUGCCGACCCUCGGUCAACGUGGGAAUCUGCCGACGAAAAACCGGACGAUCUCACACUAUACCUGUUCGAAAAGAUCUCCACAGGCUGUCUCGACCAGACUACUCCGGAGGGUGACGAUAAAGCCGACGAUAGCGAUACUUCCAUGACUAGUGAUACCGCGAACGGGAAGAAGACGAAUAUCCAAAGGCAGUCUUCACACACGAGCCGCUCGAAUGAGAACAGAGACAUCAUGCAGAGGGUUGUAAUUCCCAUCUUGUCUGCAUACACGCGAAACAGAGAUCUGCCUGGCUUCAUCAAAAGAUGGGACACACAACUCUCCCAACAAUUCAAACCUUCUGAUAAUGCAUUAGAGGUGUCCCACCAAUCCAUUUGGGAAAGUUCGAGUCUAUCUCAAACCUUGGCGACAUACUUCGAGCAAUCGUUGACCUCCGCGCAAAUCUCGAGUCUUUUCCAGGAGCAUGUGAAGCGUUUACAAACGAAUAAAAAAACCAAGAAAGGCCGCAGUAACAAGAUAUAUGGCAGUAUCGUUCUCGUACAGGCCAUGCUCCAAGCCGUCACCUCCGAUGGACUCAUUGAGUCACUGAAACCCCAAAUACUGUCCGUAUGGAACACUCUUUCAACAUGGGUUCAGGAUGAACCUCCACCCAUCAUUCGCCCGGGCGUGAUAUGGUCGACCCUCUGUCGAGUUUUUGUCAUGCUUUGGCCGAUGAAUCUCCACUCGUCUCAGGUUUUACAGCAGGAGCAGCUGUAUCCUCUUAUCAAGGAGGCGUCGAAAGUUGCCGGGUCCUCUCGCAGUAAUGCAGACUCCAGAACUAAUGCAAUGGCGUUCAUGCUCUCUGCCUGUGACUGUCUGCAAACCCUCCCUGAAACAAAAGACUUAAUCACCAAGAGCCUGCGUCGGGCCCUUAAAUUUCUGUCUUCCAAGGAUAUCGAGCAGCAAGAUCUGGUUUCAGUUCUCGAGAUCUUCUGCGCGGAGUAUGUCCUGCUUCUCGAGCAUUUCGACCCAGAUGCUCGCUUGGAUUUGUUCGCAGCACUUUUCGCAACGUUGCCGAAGCUCACCGAUGAGUCAGCCCGACCCAUCGUAACCUCUCUGUCGGAACCGGUCUUCACGUUAGGAAGCCAAUCUUUGCAAACUACGUGUAUAACCGCCCUCCUCAGCUCAUUCGCCGAGGAUAAUGAUGAGUUGCUUCCUUUCGCACUCGACUCUCUGCAGCACGUCGUUCCUUCGUCUAUCCCUCGUGAGCAAAGAGAGUCUAUACUCGACGGCCUAUUGUCGUUGCUUGUUUCUGAAACCCACUCUCAAAAUGCAUGCACUAUGCUGAGCAUCAUGGUGAACCUCAUGGAGGUUGCCAACGCUACAGCCAAGGUGUCAUCCAAUGGCUCUACCCUGUUCGACCUAGCACAGAAUAUACAGCAAAACAACAUCGCAAAUCCUUUGACGCUAGAACUGCUCCAAAGUCUCACCCGCCUCACACUUGUACACAUCCUUCCCAAUAAGGAUCAGUCGCAGAAUAAGCUCUAUCUUGAGGCUUACAUGGACUGCGCUAAUACCGCUUUGAAGAAAGGUCGCAAGACUUCUUCCGCCGCCCUGGCUGUGUUACAGGGCAGCUUUCUAGCGAAUAUAAAGGGUGCGGAGCUCGUCUCAGUGGAUUCCUAUGUCAAGCUACUGAUUGCUUGUCUCGAAGGGGAUUUUGUUCCGACUGCACAGGUUAUGGAGGCUUUCAAAAACAUUCCCGCGAAAUUUUUGAUGGACCAUCCUCGAUCCGUGAAAGCCGCCCAGUCUAUCCUCCGGACAUGGCAGUCGUCUUCAAUUGGUUCGGGGUUAAUACCUGAGUCCGCUACGGAGGAACCUAUACAGUUCUGGCCAGCGUUCCACGGUGUGCUCGGCCCAUAUCAGGUUUUUGAGGGCGAUGAUAGUGACCUGAGUCUGGUUCGUUUCACGUCGAACUUGCUCGCGCAUCAGUUCCCGGGACAGCAAGAUGGAUUCUCUUAUCCACAACAAGUGAAGAUUUUGGAGUCAUUCAAGACCUCACUAUCGUCGCUCGACAUGGAAAGAAAAGAAAAUCUCCUUGGGGUGUGUUUGCGUGUUGCGCGUACUGAUGCUACAGGCGUUGCUUUCCGGCUGCUAAACGUCCUCAUCUCUACCAUGGAGGAUAAGUUAGAGACCGACACGACCCGCAAAGAGCAACAACUCGCUCUCUUACCGCAGCUUUGCACAUUGUUAGAGUGCUGUUCUAGCGAUGCCGCAUUCAACGCAAUUCUAGACUCAAUUAUCACCAUCGUCCGCGACAAGACGUCCUUGACUACUCAACACACUAUAGAAUGCGUACUCGCUUCGCUCUCUAAGCUCACAUCACGCAACAGCCCACGCCUUUUAGCGUCUCAGGCCCCAGCCAUCUUCACGCGCAUCUGCGAGACUACCCGACUGAUCUUCAUUCUCCACCGCAGCCGUCUUGGCGGACGCUUCCACGUACUCCUUCCUCUCCUUCAGAACCUUCUCCUCUGUCUGUUCAUCCCCAACACAGGACGUGGUGCCGCUCUACCUCCUUGGCUCGACCCCUUCUCUACCGCAUCCUCCGCCACGCGCCUCACCCCCGCAAACGGAGCCACUCUCACUCGACUCCUCACUACGCUCUGCUCGCCCACGCAAUCCUCCGUUACACGCCACACCUCGCACAAAUCCAAGUCUACCACCAGCAACGAGUCCACCAAAAAAGACCUCAACGAUCCCAUCAAAGCAGCCCGCGAUUAUACCGCACAAUUCGCUUACCCGCUGCUCAGCGCAUACUGCCGCUUCCAGCUCUACGGACGUCUCGACGCCAGUGUGCGCGUAGAGCUUCUACCGGGCAUCUGGGAGCUGGUCUCCGUCGCGAGUGUAGAACGUGAGGCACUAGAUGCUAUGUUUGCGGGGCUGGGACAGAGUGAGCGUGAUGUCUGGAGAGGUGUUUGGAGGGAUUGGGAGGCUAGUGUUGGUGGAAGAGGGAGAAAGAAUGAGGAGUAUUAA